UCUCCUAAUCGAGACCCAGCCUGUAGUUUUAGUAAACAUGACGUCAACAGUCCAUUGAAAUCAUUAAACAGGCGAACUCACUUGUGAUUGGCUAACCAAACGAAAGCGUCGCUCCAGCCAAUCGCCGUCGCGCUUACUCGCCAAUGCGGUAGUACCAACAUGGCAGCUUUCUGAGUUUUGGAGGAGGAGAGCUGGAGUAAAUACAGAGAAAUUAAGCGUUUCUGAGACGAGGACAGGGUCAGGGAGCCUGAGCUCGAGACUUAUUGGAUUGUCGGCGGAAAAUGUCGAGCGACGGGAACAAGAAACAGUUCUGGAAAAGAAACGCAGCCAAGGUUCCUGGCAGUAUUCAGCAUGUUUACGGCGCACAGCAUCCACCUUUUGACCCGCUUCUUCAUGCCAAUCUAAUCAAAGCAGGAAACAAACCCCCUCCGGCCACGCCAGGCAAGCCAAAGAAAGCCACCACCUUCCAGGAGUUCGAGAGCAUCACCAGCGACGCCUGGGACGUCGGCGACGAUGACGACGAGCUGCUGGCCAUGGCUGCACAGAACCUCAACAUCGAGGUUGUCAUGGAGACGGCAAAUAAGGUGAUUGAGAAUCACAGCAAGCAGCAGGAGAGACAGAGGCAAGACGAAACGACGGAGCCGGGUCAGGGAGAGGAAGACGCACAGGAGGAAGUGGCGGCGGAGGAGUUGGAGGAGGAAGAGGAAGAUGAGUAUCUCAGAGUGGAGGAAGUGGAGGCAAUCAGCCCAGAUGCAUCAUUUGCCUCUCAGAGCAGCCCUUACGCUGAUAGCCGUCUGGUGAAAUCCCACAGUGAAGCUCCGAUUGGGUCACCUAGAGAUGCAGCGGGCGAGCGCGCCGGCCUCCACAGACAGAGGUCUCUGCCCCAUCGGCCGCCCGUCAUCCCAUUAGUGGCUCGCAUGGCUGACCAGAACACAUCUGGCACCCCGGCCAUGACCGAGAGGGAAGCAUCCCGCCUGGAUAAGUUCAAACAGUUGCUGGCGGGGCCCAACACAGAUCUGGAGGAGCUGCGGAAGCUCAGCUGGUCUGGAAUCCCGCGGCAAGUUCGACCGAUAGCCUGGAAGCUUCUUUCUGGUUAUCUGCCUGCCAACGCAGAGAGGCGAGAAAGCGUUCUACAGAGGAAGAGACAAGAAUAUUUCGGCUUCAUCCAGCAAUACUACGACUCGCGCAAUGAUGAGCACCAUCAAGACACAUACAGACAGAUCCAUAUAGACAUUCCUAGGAUGAGUCCUGAAAAUUUGGUGCUGCAGCCAAAGGUGACAGAGAUAUUUGAGCGGAUUUUGUUCAUCUGGGCCAUCCGGCAUCCGGCCAGCGGCUACGUGCAGGGCAUCAACGACCUGGUCACGCCGUUCUUCGUCGUCUUCGUUUUCGAGUACAUCGAGGAGGAAGUGGAAAACUUUGACGUGUCCAGUCUCCAGGAAGAGGCUCUGAGGAACAUUGAGGCUGACAGCUUCUGGUGCAUGAGCAAACUGCUGGACGGCAUCCAGGACAACUAUACAUUUGCUCAGCCAGGCAUUCAGAGGAAAGUCAAGGCCCUUGAGGAGCUGGUCAGCAGGAUUGAUGAGUCUGUGCACCGCCACAUGCAGCAGUACGAGGUGGAGUACCUGCAGUUCGCCUUCCGCUGGAUGAACAACCUCCUGAUGAGGGAGCUGCCGCUGCGGUGCACGAUCAGACUGUGGGACACGUAUCAGGCGGAACCUGAAGGCUUCUCUCACUUCCACCUGUACGUGUGCGCUGCCUUCCUGGUGAGGUGGAGAAAAGAGAUUCUGGAGGAGCGGGAUUUCCAGGGCCUGAUGAUCCUGCUGCAGAACCUCCCCACGAUGCACUGGGGCAACGAGGAAGUGAGCGUGCUGCUGGCCGAAGCCUACAGGUUGAAGUUCGCCUUCGCCGACGCGCCCAACCACUACAAGAGAUGAUGAGAGCGUCUCCACCUCCUCGUCCUCAUCCUUCGUCGCCUGCUGGACUCACAGGCUCCUCCCAUUUUCCUAACCACUCCCCCUAUUUUUAUUUUUAUUUAGUUUUUUUGCCCAUAUUUCCAGUGGGCCUUUCUGCUACUAAGAGAUUCGAAUCAAACAGUGACUUGAGGAUGCGUGGUGUAGCAUUUUGACACGAUGAUCCGGAGCCUUUUCUUUUUAAAUUAUCUCUCUGACUCACUGAAACGUGCGUUCAUUCUCAGUCUGAUGCAGAAACAGAUCAUUAAUAUUGAUUAUUGGAAGUUUUUCUUUUUUUUUUUUUUUUUGUCGUCGUUGAAGAACAACAGCCACACACGGCCUGAUGCAGGAUCAUGAACAGUUUCUCAGCACUGCCUGGGGUUAAAAUCUGCGUUAUUUUACACUACCAUAGCAAUACUUAGUUUAUUUUGGCAAAAUCAAACCCUUUAUUUAGUUUAUAAAUAUGAAGACAGACGGCAGAAGGGCACUUCUUUUUUAAUUAUUAUUAUUGUUAUUAUUAAUAGAAGAUUUACAAAUCUUGAAGGAGUCUGCAGUUUUUCUGUGACACAAAGGGGGGAAACUGAUUCAGUUGGUUUUCCAGGAUCCAAACGGCACAGAUCGGGUUCCGAGAAUCCAGCACUCAGCAAAUUGCUCUCCCUUUCAUCCUCCUCUCCUCACUUCCUCCCCCUCAUCCUCUCACACUCCCCGUACAUCAGAGUGGAAGGUGAACGGCGUCCAGAGAAGCUCGCCCCACGUUCCAAAACACGACACGGCCAUCAGGAUGCAGAGAGGCCGACUUUGUCUUAGAUCGCCUGUUCACGAAGGGCUACGUCUCGCCAUCGGCUCGCUACCUCAGAUCUCACUAAAUUUGUCAAUUCAGAAGCGAUGAGGGACAAAAUGUGUUUUGGAAUCUUCUGGUUUUUCAGUUCUUUCUAAUUUACUAGGUUUAAAUCCGGCUAAUUCUAGAAUAAAACGUCUGAACUGAGGAUAGGAUAAAAAGUUUAUCCAUAAGCCUCUAAAUCAUACUUCCUUUUGAAUCAGAAUUAAUUUUCUCAAAAUAAGAGGAUAUUAAUAUCAUAAUUCAAUUUUAUUAGAAGAUCAAAAUCAGGAUUCUGAGUUUAAAGUCUGUUUUGUGUAAACUCAGAUUUUAUUUUAUUUAUUUUUUUGUUCAGUGACCCUGACC
Messenger RNA from Poecilia reticulata (guppy), 3132 nucleotides. RefSeq names its product TBC1 domain family, member 22a (gene tbc1d22a). Gene Ontology annotation, molecular function: GTPase activator activity. The record is from RefSeq and is a predicted model, not a curated record. Gene Ontology annotation, biological process: activation of GTPase activity. NCBI's taxonomy places the organism in Eukaryota, Metazoa, Chordata, Actinopteri, Cyprinodontiformes, Poeciliidae.